GGCAGAGAGCCAGUGCCACUAAGCGUCCCUUAAGUGUCAUCCUAGUGCCACCAGGAGUAAGAGAGGGCGUGUGCUGCUGCCUCGCCUUCUCUGUGUGAGAACAGACGAGAGACCACACCCUUCUCCUGGAGGGAGGACCUCACUCUCCACCCAGUACCUGCAUAGACGAGCUCCACCUUGCACUGAGGACCUCUUCCUUCGUCUGGCACCUGAAGGAGGACCUCACUACGUUACCCUCCACUUGAAGAGAAGGCCUCAGCCUCCUCUUUAACUCAAACAAGGAGCCCGACCUAUCCCUGGAAGGUGGAGUAGGUCUGGCCUCACCGGGCGACUGAGUGGUCGACCUUGUCCUCCAGCCAAUCUUGAAGGAGGGCGUCACCCUCGAGGGCGGGAUGUGGGGCACUUAUCCCCUGAAGAAAAAGUCUCUUGGUCAAGGCACCGUCUCAGGCCGACAGCUGGACACAGUCAUAGCAUGGGUAGUGGUGGUGGUCACGGUGGCAGCGGCCGGCAGAGUGGCGGCUCAGGACACCAUCCCCCUCCUGCAAGGUUACGCCUCCUGCGUCCACAACCAAAGCUCCUUCACCCUCACCUGUGACGUGACUGGUGAAGACAAGGUUUCUGUGUUGCAUUCAUCUACGUGGAAAAACAUAAACAAAACUAUUGUCAUUGGUGCCAAGUCUCUUAACAUCAAACCACAAUGCAACGCCAGGGGGAAACUUGUCAAAAUCAUUGGCUCACAAAAAGUUAAGACUCUCCCGGGGAAUGAGAGCUGUGUGGUACACUUGCAUCUUACUAAUUCCUCAGCGACCGCCAUCACCAGCGUGGCAUCCUUGCUGAGGAUCAAGAACUCCGAAGUGGACCUUAUCAAGAGAGACCCGGUUGAGCAGUUCGACAUAUAUAGUUCGACUGUGGCUGACCUGAGCGUGAGAGCAACUGACGCUCUCUGUGAGAUUAUCGACUCCACUGUCAAAAUCUUAAGGCGAGUGAUACUGGACGGAAACUUCACCUUCAAGAUUAACACCAGUUAUAUCGGCAACCUAAAACAUUUGAAUUACAAUUCGAGUGAAGAAAAUUCAAAAAUCGUGAACGUAACUGUGGAUAAGGUGGAGAGCGAGGGUUUGGUGGUGAGUAAAGGAACACUAACUUUGCAGCAGGUGACUAUCCACAGCCUGCCAGCGAGGGCUAUCAUCCUGCAAGGUGGAGCCACACUGAGGGUGGAGGACUGCCACAUAGCCAAUGCUGAAGUUGACAGCGUCGUCGUAGAAAGUGGUACUGUUGAGUUCCACAGAGUAACAAUAGGGAACAACCUCAACGUUUCCUUCACACUAAAAGAUGCUGGCGGUGGUCUACGUCUCUUUGCUCUUGUAUUUGGCCCUUCAUCAAUAGCCAAAUGGAUAGUGGCUGGAAUAUGUAUUGGUCUUGUUAUUGGUAUUUUGAUUGGUGGUGCAUUAGGUUUCUACUUCUUGAACCGAAGAAACAAACGGUCAAACGAUCAGGAUGGCAUGGAGUUGUUGCAAACAGACAGUCCAUCAGGAGCGUCGCCGAAGACUUCACAGGGGCCCACCAUCACACAGUCUCAGCGCCCCGCAGCCCAUCAGGAGAAAAUUGGUAUUGAUGAUGACGAAUGUUACACAGAUGUUGGCAAUAACGAGAACAACGAUAAUUCUAAGAACAAUGUACUUAACAAUUCUUACUCCCCUCCACCCACAAACAAGCCACCACCAUCUGUACCUAGUUCUGGUACACCUCAAACCACAGCUUAUCCGGCACCUCCAACAGCUUAUCCGCCACCACCCACAGAUUAUCCGCCACCACCCACAGAUUAUCCGCCACCACCCACAACUUAUCCGCCACCACCCACAGAUUAUCCACCUCCACCUAAAACCAACCCACCUUCAGCCACAGCUUAUCCACCUCCACCCAAAACUUAUCCACCUCCAGUCACCUCGCCCUCCAAUGGUCCUAAUAUGUCCAGGAACCCUCCGGCUCCCGCCCGCGUCCCGCCACCACCGCCUGUAAGAAGAGACUCUGCCAUCCACACUUCCUCAUCGUUCUCAGACGAGCCCAACACCUUGCCGCGACAACUUGAAACAAUCGAAGACGAUCAGGACCCAUACGACGAGGUGGAAGAGAGUCAACAGAUGUCUCGACCGCCCGUACCGUCCAACAAACCAUCAUUCUUGCACUCAGCCUUGAAGCCCUCACAGUCGGUGCGGAGCAACAGCCCAAAUUCCAAUCUUCCCGCGUCCUCUGGUCCCAAGGAGGUGGGCGGGCGUCAAUGGCCACCCCCUAAACCUCAGCUGCCCAGUAAACCGCCGCCCUCAGACACAAAGCCCUCCGGUAGCACCUUCAGCGCUGACGACGACGAAGACAUCUAUGAAACUAUAGAAGAACCCUAAACACACCAGUAUCACCAGAGGGGUUUUGGGUUCCAGGUGUUGGAGCAUGAUUAAGGAGAUUAUGAGUAUACUCCCAGUAGACUAUCUUGUAGCUGCAAAUUCAGUGUUAGAUAUUUUGAUACAUUCCUAAGGAACCAUGCAGCGCAACAUACUCAUAGGUCAAUAUGUCCUUGUGAACCGACUGUCAUACAUCUUGAGAUAAUUCUGUGAUACCGUUCAGCACCACAGUUGAAUAAUACACCUCAGAGACCAGCACAUGUGAGCAAUAUUGACAACACAGGAGAUCGGGUGCACUAACACUAAAAUCUUGGAUGCGGACGCCUCAGGCAUAACACCUACCCCUUAAGACGAGGAAACCUAAGCUGAGCAAGUCUAAGUGAAUUGAUUUGUGAUUUGGUACCUAUGUAGUUGAUGUAUGAGUACAAUAAUGAGUGGUCCUAAAAUGGAAUCUUGCGGUACUCCACUUAGCACAUUUUUUCCAGUCUGCUUCUUUCCCAUUGAGGGCGACCUCCGCUUAGUUUUAACCAUAUGAUUCAUUCUGGUGUUUUGCCGUUUACUCAUUGUGCUUGUAGUUUAUGUGCCAGAAUUUUGUGUAAUACCUUAAAGGCUUCACAGACGUUCAUGUACGCUACAUCUAGUGGAAACUUCAUGGGGGUGAGUUGCCCUUUCCAGAAACGUGAGCAGGUUCAUUAAGCAAAGUACCCAACGAUUUCUGUCCUCCCCAGGAUUCGAACACAAUUGACGAUUGCGAGUCUAAAAGAAACCCGACUGUACUACCAGGAAUGUACUAUUAUUUGUUAUUGUUGUUUUAGAUUCAGCUACUCGGAACAAAAAGUUCCAAGUAGCACGGGCUAUGGUGAGCCCGUAAUACCGGGACUAAUAUGUACCCAUAUUAUAUAUACCUACAUUAUUUUUUAAUAUUGUGUACCUAUAUUUUAUGUCUAUAUUCUGUUCCCAUAUAUAUGCCAAUAUUAGUGCCUAUAUUUUGUACCAUAUGUGCCAACAUUGUGUACUCAUAUUGUAACGGCUUCCGGUAAUUCACUCCGGACAACUAAUUAGCCAGAGUAGGCGAUGAGUUACAAUAACGUGGCUGAAAUGUGUUGACCAGAUCACGCACUAGAAAGUGAAGGGACGACGACGUUUCGGUCCGUCCUGGACCAUUCUCAAGUCCAUUCUUGAGUAUUACUCUAGCCAGACUAAUAGAAAUGAGAGAGCAGAAGACUUUCCCACUAUGGGUUAAUUAUUUCAGGACUACUCAUUCCAAGAUUGGGCAUGAUGGGGUUGAGGUGAAUCCACGCUUAUAAUUAUAUUAUAUUAUUAUAUAUAAAAUAGAUGGGUCUUGAACCGUGGACCCCAGGCGUGUGAGGCCGAAGGCUAUGAGCAGUCUUAAAUAAGAAAAGUUUUCAGAAGCAGCAUUCUGCUGAAAGACUGAAUAUUUUCAACUUUUCCCUGACUAUUACUGAAGCCCAAGAGAAUUACUGAUCCACCUCCAUGUCAUAUAAAUUAUAUGACAUGGACGUGGGCCAGUAAUUCCUCUGGGAAUUCCGCCUUCGCCGGGGAUUGAACCCGGGCCCCUUAGGACUACGACCCCAGAGGUGUGUCCACUCAGCCGUCAGGGCCCCUAUAAAUACACCUUAUAAAUUUGUAUUUAUGUGUAAUAUAUAUAUAUAUAUGUGUGUUAUUACAACAAUUAUUAUUAUAAUUAUCAUAAUAAAAGUAUAAUUAAU
Molecule: messenger RNA, 4126 nt
Organism: Procambarus clarkii (red swamp crayfish)
Lineage: Eukaryota; Metazoa; Arthropoda; Malacostraca; Decapoda; Cambaridae
Source: RefSeq, a predicted model, not a curated record